CAAGAGCCGGGAGAGCGCUGGCAGUUCCGCGGUGGGGAUGCUGAGGAGCGCCGGCUUCGCGAGCAGUGCUGGCUACUGCGGACUUCCGAGGCACUCCCGGCCGUGAAAACCCCUGCGCCGCGACCAACCCCAGGCCUCCGAGGCCGGUCAUAGUGCCCCAAGCUGGGCUGGAAGGAGUGUCCAACGAGGUAGCGCCGGUUCUCCGCAUCCCGACAGACACCCAGGGCUUCUCGAGCUUUCCCCCAGCAGCGGCGACCCCUAGUCCCGGCCUCCGGCGCGCGCCCGCCUCAGACCCCCUCCGGUGCCCCGGGCGCUGACGAGCCGCGGCUGGGUCCUGGCGCACACCAUGAUCGUUGCGGACUCCGAGGGCGGUGCGGAGAUCAAGAGCUACCUGCCGUUCGCCAGGGGCGGCGUUGACGGCCCCGGGACCGGAGAGGAGCAUCGAGAAGGCCCGGCUCGGCGAGGCCCUCGGGGGCCCAGUGCCUUCAUCCCAGUGGAGGAGCAGAUCUUUCGGGAAGGAGCUGAGAGCCUGGAGCAGCACCUGGGGCUUGAGGCGAUGAUGUCUUCGGGGCGGGUGGACAACCUGGCGGUGGUGAUGGGGCUGCACCCCGACUACCUUAGCAGCUUUUGGCGCCUGCACUACCAGCUGCUGCACACGGAUGGACCCCUGGCCAGCUCCUGGCGCCACUAUAUUGCCAUCAUGGCUGCUGCCCGCCACCAGUGUUCUUACCUGGUGGGUACCCACAUGACAGAGUUCCUGCAGACUGGAGGUGACCCUGAGUGGCUGCUGGGCCUCGACCGGGCCCCUGAAAAACUUCGAAAACUCAGCGAGAUCAACAAGUUACUGGCACAUCGGCCUUGGCUCAUCACCAAGGACCAUAUCCAGGCCUUACUGAAGACUGGAGAGCACAGCUGGUCCCUGGCUGAACUCAUCCAAGCGCUGGUCCUGUUUACCCACUGCCACUCUCUGGCGUCCUUCGUGUUUGGCUGUGGAAUUCUUCCUGAAGGAGACGCAGAGGGCAGCCCUGCCUCACAGGCACCCUCACCUCCCAGUGAACAAGGCAGCCCCCCAAAUGGGGACCCAUUGAACAACACUGGGGGUUUUGAAGCCGCCCGCGAUGUAGAAGCUCUGAUGGAACGCAUGAGGCAGCUGCAGGAGAGCCUGCUGCGGGACGAGGGGGCUUCCCAGGAGGAAAUGGAGAACCGUUUUGAGCUGGAGAAGUCAGAAAGCCUGCUGGUGACCCCCUCAGCGGACAUCCUGGAGCCCUCUCCACACCCGGACAUUCUGUGCUUUGUGGAAGACCCUGCUUUUGGAUAUGAAGACUUCACUCGCCGAGGGACUCAGGCGCCCCCAACCUUCCGGGCCCAGGACUAUACCUGGGAAGACCACGGCUACUCACUGAUCCAGCGGCUCUACCCUGAGGGAGGGCAGCUGCUGGACGAGAAGUUUCAGGUCGCCUACAGCCUCACCUAUAACACUAUUGCCAUGCACAGUGGCGUGGACACCUCCAUGCUCCGCAGGGCCAUCUGGAACUACAUCCACUGCGUCUUUGGCAUCCGAUACGAUGACUAUGAUUAUGGGGAGGUAAACCAGCUCCUGGAAAGGAACCUCAAAAUAUAUAUCAAGACCGUGGCCUGCUACCCAGAGAAGACAACGCGCAGAAUGUACAAUCUCUUCUGGAGGCACUUCCGCCACUCAGAGAAGGUUCACGUGAACUUGCUGCUCCUCGAGGCCCGCAUGCAAGCGGCCCUGCUCUACGCCCUCCGUGCCAUCACCCGCCAUAUGACCUGACUCCCACCCAGUACACGGGACCAGCACCCGGAGCGGCUGACCCUGGGGCACUGUCCUCUCUGCAAGGAUUUCUCUAUCUGGAGACAGAUCCAGGACACUUUUUGUGUGGUGUCCAUCCACCGAAUGUUGGGGGUAGACGUGUGU
Molecule: messenger RNA, 1936 nt
Organism: Acomys russatus (golden spiny mouse)
Lineage: Eukaryota; Metazoa; Chordata; Mammalia; Rodentia; Muridae
Gene: Sesn2
Product: sestrin 2
Exons: 10
Coding region: 347-1792 (481 amino acids)
Biological process (GO): negative regulation of TORC1 signaling; regulation of response to reactive oxygen species; cellular response to leucine starvation
Cellular component (GO): nucleus
Molecular function (GO): L-leucine binding; oxidoreductase activity, acting on peroxide as acceptor
Source: RefSeq, a predicted model, not a curated record